Molecule: messenger RNA, 185 nt
Organism: Scutellospora calospora
Lineage: Eukaryota; Fungi; Glomeromycota; Glomeromycetes; Diversisporales; Gigasporaceae
Source: the annotation of a GenBank genome assembly
AAGAUUCGCAUAAAGUAGAGCCGUACAUAGAACUUGAUAGACUUAUUAAUGAGUUAACGCGUGCUGAAGAAAAAUAUCUGCCUUUAACUGAAUAUGAAAUCCUGUUAAACAAUUUAACCCAAACUAUUCUGAAUAAGAAAGUCUUAGCAGAAAAAGAAAAAGUAGCAACUACAAUUAAGAAAUAA